AUGGCAUAUCUUACCAAGGAGGAGGAAGACGAUCGGAAGUACGAAGACAAGGAAGAGCUGUCUCCUUGGGGCAAGCCAGAUGAUGAGGAUUCCGAGCUUCGCGUCUACGGCUGGCGAGACGGCACUCCGUUGACCAGGCAGGACGUCAGCGAGAUCAUCAGGGCUGAACCGCGUGCGCAAGCCGA
This is a messenger RNA of Symbiodinium sp. CCMP2456, 185 nucleotides long. NCBI's taxonomy places the organism in Eukaryota, Dinophyceae, Suessiales, Symbiodiniaceae. The record is from the annotation of a GenBank genome assembly.